Molecule: messenger RNA, 739 nt
Organism: Equus quagga
Lineage: Eukaryota; Metazoa; Chordata; Mammalia; Perissodactyla; Equidae
Gene: VAMP5
Product: vesicle associated membrane protein 5
Exons: 3
Coding region: 153-503 (116 amino acids)
Biological process (GO): Golgi to plasma membrane protein transport
Cellular component (GO): plasma membrane
Source: RefSeq, a predicted model, not a curated record
GCAGCCACUAGGGGAAGGCGCGCCCCGAGCCCCCCGCCCCUGCCGGGCCGGCGGUCCGCCCCGCCCCGCCCCUCUGCUUCCUCCUGGUUCUCGGGCGCUGUGGGCGCUCGGCGGGCAGAGGAGCUGGAGAGGGCCAGGCGACUGCUGCAGCGAUGGCAGGGAAUGAGUUGGAACGGUGCCAGCGGCAGGCGGAGGAGGUGACGGAAAUCAUGCUCAACAACUUCGACAAGGUCCUGGAACGCGAUGGGAAACUGGCGGAGCUGGAGCAGCGUUCAGACCAACUCCUGGACAUGAGCUCAGCCUUCAGCAAGACAACCAAGACCCUGGCCCAGAAGAAGCGCUGGGAGAACAUCCGUUGCCGGAUCUGCUUGGGGCUGGUGGUGGGCUUUGUCCUGCUCAUCAUCCUGAUUGUGCUGCUGGCCGUCUUUCUCCCACAGACAAGCAAGGACAACAGUGUCCCACAGGCCCAGGACACAGGCAUUAUCUCAAGGCCUGGGGACUGACCCAGCUUGGCCUGGAGGAGAGGUCGAAUGACCGCACUGGCUGGUUCUAGUCUCCAGAGAACCCUGGCGUUUGCUCCCAUCUGAGCCACCCCAGUGAGUGCUGAAGGGCAGCCCCAAUGUGUCCACCUUUGCAUCUCCUAUCAUGCCACAGACUGGCCCUUGAGGGCAGCCUGCUGCACUGGCCAUGCCAGGCCAGCCCCACCUGGAGCUCAGUAAAAGCUGCUGUUUGGUUAAAA